Molecule: messenger RNA, 1638 nt
Organism: Verticillium alfalfae VaMs.102
Lineage: Eukaryota; Fungi; Ascomycota; Sordariomycetes; Glomerellales; Plectosphaerellaceae
Product: D-lactate dehydrogenase
Exons: 5
Coding region: 1-1638 (545 amino acids)
Biological process (GO): lactate catabolic process
Cellular component (GO): mitochondrion
Molecular function (GO): D-lactate dehydrogenase (cytochrome) activity; D-lactate dehydrogenase (NAD+) activity; FAD binding
Source: RefSeq, a predicted model, not a curated record
AUGCGCCGCAGACUUAACCGCCUUUUCUGUUACAACGAGAUGCAUUUCGGAAAUGUGGUCGACCAAGUUGCACAGCUUGGGGUUCUGUCUCGCCCCUUGCGGUGUAGGUUGCCGCUUGGUAUGACGCCGAGUCGAGCUUUUUCGCCUUGCAAGCGAACCCUGUCUUCUGGAAACGAGCUGCCAAACAAGACUAAAGGACGUCCUCCGUUCCAGGGCAAGAUCCAGGGCAAGAUCCCAAGCAGCAUUCCGCAGUGCCUGGCAAAAAGGUCUUCAAAGCUCGGAAUAUCUUCAACUGAAUAUGGAAAGACCACCAGCAGGCGCAUAGCUUACUUCUUAGGUGAAAUGCACCAGCCUUCACCUGCGGAGAACUCAACUUUGCCCCUCGCCCACACAGACAUGCCAACGCACAGGACCGAUGAGGAGAACCUCAUCGCUGCCCGGACAGAGCUUCUAGGGGUUGUUGAUGAACAACAGAUCAGCGUCAUCACGUCGGACCUCGAGUAUCACUCAACUUCCGAGUGGUCAACACACCCGGCCAAAGAUACUGAGCGCCCUUUUAUGGUUGUAUUUCCACAUUCGACAGAGCAGGUUUCUGGGAUUAUGAAGAUCUGUCACACACGCCGGAUUCCUGUGACCGGGUAUAGCGGCGGUACCUCACUUGAGGGCCAUUUCGUGCCGACCCGAGGUGGUGUGUCAAUCGACUUCGGACGUAUGGAUCAGAUCCUAUCAUUGCACAAGGACGACUUGGACGUUGUAGUGCAGCCUGGAGUCCGAUGGGAGGCACUCAAUGAAGAACUGGCUCGGGAUAAUCUUUUCUUCCCUCCAGACCCAGGCCCUGGCGCCAUGAUUGGUGGUAUGGUGGCCGUCUUGCCCCAGUCAACAUCGGUGGCUAUAUCGACAUUCCCAUCGAUCCGGCAUGCUGCCAACUGCGUGGCAAAGGUGGUUGGUGCCGGCAUCUCUAUCGCUGCAGUAGAGAUCCUCGAUGAUCUCCAGAUGCGAGUCAUCAACCAAACAGGCAGCACGUCGAGGGCAUGGGAGGAGGUGCCAACGCUGUUCUUCAAGUUUGCUGGUACUCCGGCUGCUGUUAAAGAGCAAGUAGCACUGGUACAGCAGCUAUCGAGUGACUCAGGAUCGCAAACAUUCGAGUUUGCCAGCAGUCAGGAUGAGCAGCAGGAACUUUGGAGCGCGCGAAAGGAGGCACUUUGGAGCACAAUGGCUUUAAAGCGGGACGGCGACCAUGUCUGGACGGGUGACGUGGCAGUGCCCAUGAGUCGAUUGCCAGAUAUCAUCGAAGAGACAAAAUUGUCCAUGGUCAAUGCGGGCCUAUUUGGAACAAUUGUCGGUCAUGUUGGAGAUGGUAAUUUUCACAUUAUCAUGCUUUACAAUGAUGCCGAAAGAGAACGGGCUGAACACGUGGUACACGACAUGGUAAAGAGAGCAAUUGAGUUGGAAGGUACAGUUUCUGGUGAGCAUGGUGUUGGCUUGGUCAAAAGAGACUAUCUGAACCACGAACUUGGCGAGGCGACCGUUGACGCAAUGCGACAGAUAAAAAAAGCAUUCGAUCCUCUUUGCCUCUUAAAUUGCGACAAGGUUGUAAGGAUGCAAAAACCUAGUGCUGGGGAGGUUGCCGAAUGGUAG